Gigantopelta aegis is the source of this 1928-nucleotide messenger RNA. RefSeq names its product retinol dehydrogenase 7-like. NCBI's taxonomy places the organism in Eukaryota, Metazoa, Mollusca, Gastropoda, Neomphalida, Peltospiridae. The coding region runs from base 35 to 1042 and encodes 335 amino acids. Gene Ontology annotation, molecular function: oxidoreductase activity. The transcript has 5 exons. The record is from RefSeq and is a predicted model, not a curated record.
UAAGUUAACAUGACGUCAUCAGUAAUCUGCGGCCAUGUUGGACUUCACGGUGUCAAUCUAUUCAAACCAGAAUGUAUUUCUGAUUGCUGUGGGCAUCAGCAUAGCCUACAUGGUCAUCAGGUGGCUAGUCAGUGGCCUCUCCGUUGGACACAUCGAGGACAAAUAUGUCUUCAUCACCGGUUGCGACUCUGGUUUCGGCAACCUGCUGGUCAAACGCCUGGACGCCUGGGGCUUUCACGUGCUUGCCGCGUGUCACACAGUCAAAGGAGCAAAUCAUCUUCAACAGGAGUCGUCUCCCAAUGUGAAGGUUUUCUCACCACUCGAACUGGCCGACGAGGAGAGUGUGAAAAAGGCCUACCAGUUUGUACUGGAACACCUGCCCGAUAACAAAGGUCUUUGGGCCGUUGUAAAUAAUGGUGGCUGUCAGGCCUCGGGGGUCGGGCCGCUGGAGUGGCACCAGCGAGCCGUGUACGAGCGCGUGUUCGCCGUCAACGUGUACGGCAUGCUAGACGUCACGCGGAUGCUGUUGCCCCUCGUACGUAAAGGUCAAGGUCGUAUCGUCAACAUGUCCAGCCUGGCAGCUCGAUUCGGAACAUUUGGUGUGGGACCUUACGCCAUGACGAAGUACGCAGUUGAAGGCUUUACAGAUUGUCUCAGGGUGGAGCUAUUAAAGCAGGGUGUAAGUGUCCAUGUCAUCGAACCGGGAGGUUUUCGGACAGCAUUUGCAGAUGAAGAUAACUUUCGUAGAUUGGCUCAAGAAUCAUUUGAAAAUACUUCACCAGAUCUUAAACGAUUUUACGGCGGGAAUUACGUCGAAAAAUUUUGUGACAGCAUAGCCCAGUUGAGACCUGUGGUCAGCGAUGACCUUGACCUUGUAGUAGACUGCUACGUGCACGCCGUGACAUCCCGCUUCCCCUUAGACCGGUACACCCCAGGGAACUGGCUAGCGGUUAGUUCUCUGGUGCUGUGCUGGCUGCCCAGGUGGAUAGGCGACACGGUUAUCAACAGCACUGUCGUACAUCCAGCGGGGCUGAUCCGUUGAACAUGUAUCCCUUUCCUGUUCUCAUCAAAUUCUGAAUACAAUUAAAAUGGGGAAGUGAACUCUGAUGAUGAUAUGCUAGGCUCAGACCAUCAGCUGUUACGACGAAGUUGGUCAACUUGACGGUGGUGUUGUAAUUUCCCCAACUCCCGACUUAGACGUGUGCGCUCAGAUUAACAACUAAUGGGGUAUACGACGAAAAUCGAGUUGUAAGAGUGCUUAGACUUGCAAAUGUACAGUCGUAGAAGUCGUGACAGCAGAAAGUUGGCCAACUUUGUACUGGCAGUUGGUAGUCUGAAUCUAUCAUAAGGGUUAUAAAAGAGAUGGUAAUAGAAGUAGUCCAGCAGCAGAGACAAUUCAGAAUUCUUGGUAAUAAUGUUUGGGAUUUUUUAUUUUUUAUUUUUAAUGCUGUUUAUCUUUGGGGAUACAUCACAAUAUCCAGAUAGGUGUAGAAUUGUCACCUUUGAGCAAUUUAAAAUAUUCAAUAUGGCCACCAAGGCGUCUGAAAAGUCAACAAAAUGCUAUAUAUCUGUAACCAGAUAUGAUAAAAACACGUGUAUGUUUUAAAAGGCAAGGAUUUCAAUGAAAUAAUUAUUUGAAGCAAGUAGUAGAAAUCAUUAAUAUAAUAUUCAGUAUUGCCACCAAGGGAUGUGAAAAUCGACAAAGGGCUGUGUACCUGUAACCAGAUAUGAAAGAAGCAUGAAUUAUAACUGCUGAAAAGCGAUCUGUGACACAAGUGUUUGGAGUACUAUUACUGAUCGGUGUUUUUUCAACCAUUCAGAACAUAGAAUUUUGAAUUUGUGUUGAAAGGGGUGUGUUCAAAUGUUUUGCAGAGAUUAUAUCAGUAUUGUAUUAUAUUGAUCAGUAUGAUAUUAAAUAGAAAACAGAU